UGCAUACUGCAUACAACUAUACAUGUAUAUAAAUAUUAUACAUGCAUACAAUUUUAAAACCGAUUGUAUGAGUACAUUCUAAAUAUCAAUAAAGCUCCUAUCGCCGCAGAAGGGGUCCUCCUCGCUCGUACGCUGAGACAGAAUGAUCAGUAGAUCGAGAUAACAUACAUACCCCACUGGGGGUGUCCUGGUAGCGUACAUUGUGAGGAAUAUAGUCAGGAUGCUAGCUGGUCUUGUCUUCGUCAUAGUGGCCGUGGUAGCAUCAUACCAUGGCUUUGAGUACUUUAAGAUGAAGUCUCCUGGCUACUACGAAGCAUUAGAACGACGCCAUGUGACUAUAAACGUUAAACGGGGAAUGUUAGAGUUGUCCGUACAGUCUAUAGAUCAGCGGUUGAUGCGUUGGUGGUCUCGGCAAUCGCAGCGCGCGAAAUGGAUGUAUUCCUUCUGGUACAAAUUAGGUAGUUUCUACGGUCCCUUAGCCCAGGUUUGUAUCAUGGCGGUUCUUACUGUUAACGUUGCUGUAGCGGGUGUGCGAUUGCUCUCCUUCACACACACGGACCAAUCAGAAACCUUCUCUGCCGGUGCGUCGGAGCAACACGCCGGAGAUAUAAAUAGAACAGAGCAUCUGAUUGGCGGAGAAGUAGCUUCCGAAUCUAUGCCAUACGGGGCGAUGGGUGCUGGAAUUUCGAACGACGUAACGCUGAUG
Molecule: messenger RNA, 706 nt
Organism: Sphaeroforma arctica JP610
Lineage: Eukaryota; Ichthyosporea; Ichthyophonida
Exons: 3
Source: RefSeq, a predicted model, not a curated record